Messenger RNA from Oncorhynchus keta (chum salmon), 2079 nucleotides. RefSeq names its product serine/threonine-protein kinase DCLK1-like. The record is from RefSeq and is a predicted model, not a curated record. The transcript is spliced from 6 exons. The coding region runs from base 1 to 516 and encodes 171 amino acids. NCBI's taxonomy places the organism in Eukaryota, Metazoa, Chordata, Actinopteri, Salmoniformes, Salmonidae. Gene Ontology annotation, biological process: intracellular signal transduction.
AUGGGCAGCUCCAGAGGCCGGAGACCGGGACACCCGGGACCAGGGGAGAAGGAGAAAGAUCCGGCCCAAGCUGAAAGAGCCCAUUCAUACGAACAGGUCCUCACCGACAUCACGGAGGCCGUCAAACUGGACUCUGGGGUGGUGAAGAAGAUCUAUACACUGGAUGGAAAACAGGUGACAUGUCUCCAAGACUUCUUCGGUGACGAGGACAUCUUCGUAGCGUGUGGACCGGAGAAAUACCGUUACCAAGACGACUUCCAGCUGGAAGAGAGCGAGUGUCGUGUGAUGAAGUCAGUGGUCUUUGGUAAAAUGUCCGCCCCUGUGACCAGCCGUGGUUCUCCGCGCUCCAUGGGCCUGUCAAGAGGCAGCAAGUCCCCCGCAGGCUCCGUUAAUGGGAAUCCGACCAGUCAUCUGUCCACUCCUUGCUCGGGGAAAUCUCCCAGCCCCUCCCCUUCCAGCCCUGCUACAGACUUCAGACCUAGCAGGGAGAAGAACAAGUCCCAGUCUACAACCUAGAGUCACAAACUACAAAUCCCACAAUCCUUAGAGUCUCAGAAGGUUUUCCGACCCUUGGCCUGUCACGCUGCUGCUUCGGGAAUUCUGGAAAUACUCGAUCUCAUGUUAAAAUUCCAAUGAUGUAGUUCCGGAAUCCUGUUGAUCACCUUUCUGUGGUGAUAAUGUGUCUGUAUUCUGGAGAAUCUUCUGCCUUUUCUAUUCUCGUAGUCAUUGGUUGUGUCUCAAAUUAUAUCCUAGUCACUACACAGUGCACUACUAUUGUCCACUCAUCACCCAUAGAUACACAUUUAAAAAAAUAUAUAUAUAUAUUGCUGUAUAUCCAGAUAGUGGUGAAAUGUAAAGGUAGUGCACUAUGUAGGGAAUAAGAGGUCAUGUGAUAUGUAGCCAUGGAUACUGUGCAGGGUAUGUUGACUGAAGCUGAAAGCUAGACACCAGGGCUGGAGGUAAUAACAAUUUAAAGGCAGUCAAUUUAAAGGCAGUCAACUUAAAGGCAGUCAAUUUAAAGGCAGUCAAUUUAAAGGCAGUCAAUUUAAAGGCAGUCCAUUUACAGGCAGUCAAUUUAAAGGCAGUCAAUUUAAAGGCAGUCAAUUUAAAGGCAGUCAAUUUAAAGGCAGUCCAUUUAAAGGCAGUCCAUUUAAAGCCAGUCAAUUUACAGGCAGUCAAUUUAAAGGCAGUCAAUUUAAAGGCAGUCAAUUUAAAGGCAGUCAAUUUAAAGGCAGUCCAUUUAAAGGCAGUCCAUUUAAAGGCAGUCCAUUUAAAGCCAGUCAAUUUACAGGCAGUCAAUUUAAAGGCAGUCCAUUUAAAGGCAGUCCAUUUAAAGGCAGUCAAUUUAAAGGCAGUCCAUUUAAAGGCAGUCAAUUUAAAGGCAGUCAAUUUAAAGGCAGUCCAUUUAAAGGCAGUCCAUUUAAAGGCAGUCCAUUUAAAGGCAGUCCAUUUAAAGGCAGUCAACUUAAAGGCAGUCAAUUUAAAGGCAGUCAAUUUAAAGGCAGUCAAUUUAAAGGCAGUCCACUUAAAGGCAGUCAAUUUAAAGGCUGUACACUUUUGAACUAAAUAGCUUCUACUCCGUCAGUUCAUUGAGAAGUCAUUGAAAAUAUAUGCACUUUUUAAAAAAAAUGUUAAAUUGUCUUUGAAGUUUACUUCCUGAAUUGACAUGAUUUAAUUGGAAUUGACCCCCAGCCCUGCUAGACUCUAAUACUGUACUGGAAUAUACUAUAACAGGAGAUUAAAAGGCAUGGCAAUAACAAUGACAUGACAAUACCUCUACAUCAGGUAUUAAUUGACCCCCAGCCCUGCUAGACUCUAAUACUGUACUGGAAUAUACUAUAACAGGAGCAUGCAACUCAAGUGGAAGAUUUUUGAGUCCCAAAAUAACCCCCUAUUCCCUAGAUGACUGAGUCCCAAAAUAACCCCCUAUUCCCUAGAUGACUGAGUCCCAAAAUAACCCCCUUUUCCCUAGAUGACUGAGUCCCAAAAUAACCCCCUGUUCCCUAGAUGACUGAGUCCCAAAAUAACCCCCUAUUCCCUAGAUGACUGAGUCCCAAAAUAACCCCCUAUUCCCUAGAU